CGGAGACGGAGCUGCAACUUCCCGGGCCGAGCCGAGCUGCUGUCAUCGGCCUCUUCCGCUAACGAUGUUGAGCUAACUGCAGGACUGAAGCCUUGACAGCACCGCGCCCUGAAACCAGAACCGACCCAGACCUCCCGGCUCCUCCGGCCCCGCCUCACUCCGUCCUCAGGUGGCAGCAUGGAGCGGCCCGGCAGCAUCCAGCUGGACAUCCCUGACUUCAGUAACUCGGUUCUGACUCACCUGAACCAGCUGCGGGUCCAGGGUCGUCUGUGUGACAUCGUGGUCCAGGUUCAGGGUCAGAGUUUCCGCGCUCACAAAGUGGUCCUCGCCGCCAGCUCGCCGUACUUCCGAGACCACAUGUCUCUGAGCCAGAUGAGCACGGUGUCUCUGACCGUGAUCCGGAACCCGUCGGUGUUCGAGCAGCUGCUGUCCUUCUGCUACACGGGUCGUCUGUGCCUGCAGCUCGCCGACAUCAUCAGUUAUCUGACUGCUGCCAGCUUCCUGCAGAUGCAGCACAUCAUUGACCGCUGCACGCAGAUCCUGGAGGGGAUCCACCUGAAGAUCAGCCUGGCCGACCUGGACCAUGAGUCCAGGGAGGACGAGGCGCGAGGGUCCAGGAGCGCUCGGAACCUGGAGGCCGUAGUCCGAGGAGGAAGUCAUCACCACGCCAGUCUGCGGAUAUUGGGCCCGCGGGGCGGAGGGGAGGCUCGGGACGCCAUCAGCCCCGCGGAGGAGCCCAUCAGCCCGUCCCCAACUGUGGAGCACAGCGGACUGGAGGGGGGCGGGGCCACGGUUGUUGGCAGAACGGGAAAAGAACCGAUCCUUCGCAUCAACCGGGCCGGUCAGUGGUAUGUGGAGACGAGCAGCGAGCCGGACAGGAGUGGCAGUGCCGAGGAGGGUGGCAGCGUGGAGGGAGUCCACAUCAAGUCAGAGAGGAUGGAGGAGGAGUGGCUCACAGCCGAGCAACAGGAAGAGGCGGGGCCAGUGGAGGAGGGCACCACCGUGAUGAUUGACACGUCAGGACGCAGCACGCUGGUCACGGGGCAAGGCGUGGGUCCACGGAGUGUCCAACCAUCGUCCAGCUUCAGUGAGACUGACCGGUUCAGUCCCACAGGAAGUGUGGUCGUCCUGACCGAGCGUCAGCGGGCGAAGAGUGAGUCUCCGAACAGAGUGGACGAUGUGAGACAGUCCAGUUCACAGGGGGAGGAGCAUGCAGCGUUUGACAUGGGAGGCUACGAGGAUUACCUGAGGGAGCAGGUAGGCGAUCGUUGGUUCCGCUACAACCCACGUCUCACCUGCAUCUACUGCUGCAAGUCCUUCAACCAGAAGGGCAGCCUGGACCGACACAUGCGCCUGCACAUGGGCAUCACGCCGUUCGUGUGUCGCAUCUGUGGGAAGAAGUACACGCGUAAAGAUCAGCUGGAAUAUCACAUUCGUAAACACACGGGAAACAAACCGUUCCACUGCCACGUCUGCGGCAAGAGCUUCCCGUUCCAGGCCAUCCUUAACCAGCACUUCCGCAAGAACCACCCGGGCUGCACGCCACAGGAAGCCCACAGCGCGUCCCCUGAGACCACCACCACCUCCGUCACAUCCAGAGGAGGUCCUGGAGACGAGGCCUCGCCCAGCAGGGAGGAGCCAGAGGGAGCGGGCGGAGGCAGCGGCGGAGGAGGCGGCGCCCAGUACGGCGAAGGUCCGCAGGCCUCGGUCUCCACCACCGGACCGGACUGACCCGGCUGAGGUUUCAGAGGUCAGGGGUCAGACCUGGCCGACACACACAAACACCUCAGUCCGAACUGAGAUUUGUUUCUGCUUUAAACCGCAUCUACCUUCACGAACCAAAACAAACCAAGAGAACGCCACACACUCCACGACAACCUCAUACACCGGAGUCCUCGCUAGACUCCGCCUCUUUCUGUUACCGUGUCAUCGCUUUAUAUUCGCAUCACAACCACUUUGCCAAAAUAUUCAAAAUAAUCUCAGUGCCAGUUUAACAACUUCAAUCCUUCAUGUUUGCCUUUGACAAUCCACAGUCCAGAGGGUUAAUGAUAAAUGGCGUCGCCACGGUGACGCCCUGGUGACGACCAGGGCAAUGGUGGCGCCACGGCGACCGAAACAGA
This is a messenger RNA of Solea senegalensis (Senegalese sole), 2120 nucleotides long. It is a transcript of the gene zbtb37, whose product is annotated as zinc finger and BTB domain containing 37. Gene Ontology annotation, biological process: regulation of transcription by RNA polymerase II. The record is from RefSeq and is a predicted model, not a curated record. The coding region runs from base 178 to 1731 and encodes 517 amino acids. Gene Ontology annotation, molecular function: RNA polymerase II cis-regulatory region sequence-specific DNA binding; DNA-binding transcription factor activity, RNA polymerase II-specific; protein binding. The transcript has 4 exons. NCBI's taxonomy places the organism in Eukaryota, Metazoa, Chordata, Actinopteri, Pleuronectiformes, Soleidae.